This is a messenger RNA of Neopelma chrysocephalum (saffron-crested tyrant-manakin), 3634 nucleotides long. Its product is annotated as cytochrome b5. The record is from RefSeq and is a predicted model, not a curated record. NCBI's taxonomy places the organism in Eukaryota, Metazoa, Chordata, Aves, Passeriformes, Pipridae. The transcript is spliced from 5 exons. Gene Ontology annotation, molecular function: heme binding. Gene Ontology annotation, cellular component: mitochondrial outer membrane; intracellular membrane-bounded organelle. The coding region runs from base 55 to 489 and encodes 144 amino acids.
UACGGCGGCCGGCGCGGGCCAGGUCGCGCGUUCCGCGCAGGGCCGGUGGGCAGCAUGGAGGGCGGGCGGCGCGGGGAGGCCGCGGCGGCGGCAGGGGACGGGCCCGGGCCCGUGUUCACCCUGGAGGAGGUGGGGAAGCGCAGCUCCAGCCGCGAGGCCUGGCUGGUGAUCCACGGGCGCGUCUACGAUGUCACCCGGUUCCUGGAGGAGCAUCCAGGUGGAGAAGAGGUGUUGCUGGAACAGGCUGGCAGAGAUGCCACAGAGAGCUUUGAAGAUGUGGGGCAUUCCACGGAUGCCAGGGAAAUGCUCAAGCAGUACUACAUCGGGGAGGUGCACCCGCAGGAUCGUAAAAACGAAGGUUCCAAGAAGCCAAGUAUGACAUCCUCAGGCCAAACAAGUUUCUGGUCGACAUGGCUAAUCCCGAUCUUCGGAGCGCUGGUCUUAGGUUUAAUGUAUCGCUAUUACAUGGUGGAUGGGAAAAGCUCCUGAGCUGGCCUUGCUGGGACCUCAGACAGCCUGAAAAGAGGGAGUGAGAGAGAGUCUGUGUGUGCAACACGUGGAGUUCUGCUGCCCUUAACCUGCCUGCCUGCCUUUUAGCUCUGAGUCUGUCAGGUGAUGUUGAUAUCCAUGGGACCAACCUAAUUCCAAACUCUGUCCUAAAUCUAGGACCCACAGACCUGUUGUACUUUCCUCUUGCAGUGGCAGGGAAAGAGGAACUUCCCGGUGUUCCCUGAUGUUGGUGUGAUCUCCCUUGUGCACGCUCUCUCUCUUUCUCGCUCUCUGACGUAACCCCCAGACAACGUUUUUCUCUCAAUGCCUUUUCGUUAAGCCAGACACCGUGAAAGAGCUGCCCUGGGCUUGUGGCUCUGCCUCAGCCCUUCACCCAGUCAGCAAUCAUCUGCCAGUUGUCUCCAGCCCUUGCCAGGAAAGAUGUCCGGAGCUUUGGUUCUGUGGGAUGGUUCCCAGUGUGUGCAGGCAACACUAACUGGAGCAGCAGGGAAUUGUUUGCUUGGCCACCUCUUUCUGUAUGUGUCUGUUUUUAACGGUUAAACAAAUAUAUGGAUUUUAAAAGUGAUUCUGUUCAUUUUGUAAUAUUUGUACUUGUCCCUUUGGAAUGUAUAUCCUGUGAACAGCUUACAUUGAAUCCUCGUUGGUUUUGGCGCUUUUGUGCUGUGUGUGGCAGAGCCAGGAAUGGGAACUGACAUGUGGCUUCUGGAAAUGCAGAUUCUUCUUUCUCCCUGAGGUCUUGAUCUGACACAUGUACUGGAAACAAAACUCCUUCUUAUGUGCUGUGAAUGUGCACCAGAUGGGGGGAAACAAAUAAAUCUGGUCUCUUCUCCUGAAAUGAAAAGGGAAAAGCUACGCAUUUGGGAUUUGUGGAUAAUGUUGGCUUUGUCUCAGGACAGAGGAGGAUAUUUUCCUCUUCCCCUGAUUUCAUGUGUUGUGCAGUUCCUCGCAGCACAGACAACGCAGGUUUGCUUCCUGUGCUGGGACGGGAAUCUUUCCAGCUCCUUCAGCACAUUGGUCUGUGGCUUUGGGAUCUGCUAAACAAACUGGUAUCCUGGUGCCUGCUGCCCUUUGGCAGGGCUGUGCCAGUGACACUGCCUCCCAGUCCAAACCUUCAACUCAGCUAGUCAUCUGGAAUUCCCUCAAAAAGGGCAGCAAUACAUCAGGUCCUGCUGUUAAAACCUCCUGUGAGUUGUGGGUUUUCUUCUCUCUUGCAUGAAAAUACUGUGUUCCCCAGAAGGUCACGUAGAAGAAAUUCUUGGAUGUGGAAUUGCACUCUGCUUUUUAAAAUGAAGGCCAAGGAACUGGGAGUGAGAGCCCUGCUGGGGCUGCCUCAUGUCCCUUCCUCCCCUCCAUGGGUGUGGGCCUGGCACCGCAGAAGCAUCUCAGGUUUUGGCACUCCCAGUUUUACCAGGUGCAGAAGUCCCCAUAGAGGUCUGUCUUCCACAGGAUUUUUUUCACUCCCACUGAUGGUUUUGUCUCUUACAGGGAAUUUCCAGGGAAAUCUGGAGUUCCCAGAAGAAGGAGCUCUUGGAUAUCUCCUGCAGCUCCAGCUGUCCCUGCUCCUGCUUGGCUGCUUUGGGGGUUGAGUUUCUGUUUAUUCUCUCCUGACAUGAGUGUGGCAGAAGAGUGUAAAUCUGAGCCAAGGAAAAUCCCUGAGGAAUUUCUGAUUAGCUGCAUUUUACAGGAUAGAGAUGCCAGGCCACACAGCCAUAGGUUAACAUCGGUCUUAAAACGGAUCAGGCACUGUAAGGGUGUGGAAAAUAGAUUGUAUCUAUCAGAGGCUUUUUGAUCUCGAGGACAGUGGUCCUACAAAGGCCACUGGUUAAAGCCUGAGCAGUUCAAACUGGGAAGAGGUGCUUUCUCGUGUUAAUCACAAAAUCAUGAUCCAUGAACACAAGUUGUGGGGGGAUUUAGAGUGGGUUCUGUAUCAGGGGAAUGUUUUGAAGCUGGAAGGCACGUGUUGGCCAAAGCAUCACCCUGCUGAGUCGGGGUCACUCAAGGCAGUGUAGGGCUUCACAAUGGUCAGCUGGUUUGGAUCCAGGACUGUUGGGUUCGCCUGAGGAACAGGGAUGGUGUGAUGGUGCAAACGUGUCUGUUUUCUCCAUAGGCAUCACUUUUACCUGGAUUUUGAAUUUAUUUUUUUUAAUACUGUUUUCCUGGCGCUCUCUACAUUUAGUUCCAUUUUGGCUGUCUAAAUAACUUCUUGCCAUCAUCAUUCCCUCUGCUCUGAUGAAGCUGCCUGUCAAUCCCAUAUGUUAUGGAGCCACUUUUUCCUUUUAAUGGAUUAACUGCCUGGGGGAGACCCUCAGUCUUGUUCCAGUGCAUCCUAGGAGCUGGUAGGAUCCUUGUCCCCUGCCUUGUGGAACCCCAAGUAGUCUCUGCUGGCUCCUCGAAGACCUCAAGGUGCUUGAGAUGCAUUUACAGAAGCCACAUCAAAGUCUUCCCACUUCUCCAUUAAUGACACAGGGUGGAUUGUCUGGGAUGGAGGGGGGCUGGUGUGAGCCCGGUGUCCUGGUGAACACUCCUCAUUCCAUUCUUCUGGCUGGCUCAAGGAGGGUCCCACAGGUGUGAAACUGCUCAGACAACAACGGAGGCAUUAACAAAGCUUGUUUACUUGUUUUGUUUAAGGAUUAAAGCAGACAAUUCCAAAGCUCUGUCCUUACGCUGACCCCGCACAGCCCAUGUUUGCCCGCACAAUGCUGGUGCUGGCUCGGCUUCCACCCCACAGAAACCUCUGGGGGUGAAAUCCAAGCUGGGCCGUGCUUUGCUUCCUUCAGGUGCUGCAGAGGAGUUGAGUGAAUAGCUGGAAACAUGAGCCUGGAGGCAGCUCCCACGGUUAAUGUGAGCGUGGUGGGGCUGCCAGGUAGCACCAGGAGAGCUGUGCUGGCCUCUUCCCCUCUGCACCACCCCAGAUGCCUUGACAAAGCAGAAUGUAACUGUUAAUUGGGCUCAUGGUUUGUUGAAGGAGCGCUGGGAGGUCUGAGGGUGUUCCUGGGGGGGUGUGAUGCUUUGUUCUGAGACAGGAGCACCCACAAAAAUGCCAUUUCUUGUACCUGGAGAUUGUGUGCCCAGCAAGAGGUGCCGGGCUGUGUUUGCUGUGCUCAAUAAAGGUGUACAACAACCA